Lagenorhynchus albirostris (white-beaked dolphin) is the source of this 1090-nucleotide messenger RNA. It is a transcript of the gene PRIMA1, whose product is annotated as proline rich membrane anchor 1. Lineage: Eukaryota; Metazoa; Chordata; Mammalia; Artiodactyla; Delphinidae. The transcript is spliced from 5 exons. The record is from RefSeq and is a predicted model, not a curated record. The coding region runs from base 93 to 554 and encodes 153 amino acids.
GGGGGGAGCGGGUGCCUCCCUUCCUCGCGCCGAGGAUCGGCUGGGGCCGCCGCCAGGCAAGUUCGCCCCGGGAGCGGGUGCCGCGGGCCGAGAUGCUCCUCCGGGACCUGGUGCUGCGCCGUGGCUACUGCUGGCCCUCACUGCUGCUGCACUGCGCGCUCCACCCGCUCUGGGGCUUCGUGCAGGUGACACACGGGGAGCCCCGGAAGUCCUGCUCCAAGGUGACGGACAGCUGCCAACACAUCUGCCAGUGCCGGCCCCCGCCCCCGCUGCCCCCGCCCCCGCCGCCCCCGCCGCCUCCCCGACUCCUCUCCGCCCCAGCUCCCAACGCUACCUCGUGUCCCACUGAGGAAAGCUGGUGGUCGGGGCCGGUGAUCAUCAUCGCGGUCUGUUGUGCCUCCCUGGUGUUUCUCACUGUGCUUGUCAUCAUUUGCUACAAAGCCAUAAAGAGGAAACCCCUGAGAAAAGAGGAAAACGGCACCGGUGUUGCUGAGUAUCCCAUGACCUCCUCGCACAGCAACAAAGGGGUGGACGUGAACAGCGCCGUGGUAUGAGUCUGCAGGCCCUGGGCCGCUGGCCAGAGGGGCACCUCGGCGGCACUAGUGGACACAGGAAAGCAGGUGGACACGAGCUGACACUGGGCUUGUCGGGACUUCAUUGCCUUGCAGGACUCGAGCCUCCCGAAGGAGAAACCAUACUCUGCCCAGCCUUGCCCCCUGGUCAGUCCGUGGGCAGGGGCAGCGGACACCAUGCUGAGCCAGGCUCACCUGCGUGCAGCACCCGGGGCAGCGCUGCCACCCGCGGCCCCGUCUCUUCCUUGUCUUGCGUUUGAUCCGUUGACUGUCUCCGGGCUGCUGUCUAAAGCACACGCUCUGAGAAGGCAGGGAGUCUGUCUGCUGGGGCGGGGAGGCAUCCCCCUUUAGCCAAAAGGAAACCUCUCCUCCUCCCCAGGAAGCCCGCCUGCUUCUUCCUUGACCAAGCUGUCCCCAGCAGAAGCCAUGGGCGCAUCUGGGAGACGUCCCCGUUCAAAGGUGCUUCCCACACAUCUGUCCGCCGCCCCGUCUGCAGCUGUCUCAGUCUUCAGGGCCUG